GACCCCAGAAUCCUUCUAUCAGAUGAAAAAUCAGCCAAAUUGGGCUACUGAACUCACAAAUGUUUUUGUUUUUAUUGUUGUUUUUUUUUUGAUAAAAGGUUUUUUUUUUGUGAUCCUCUUCAUUUUUCUUCACCAAUUCCAUUAUCCAAUUUUAUCUAAAAAAAAACAAAAUGACUUUCCAUAACUACACCAGCAUCAACUUCGUCAAUGGCUACAACCCUACCACUCCUGCUGUAAGAGGAAGACCUAGAGUAAACGUACCUGCUCCUGCUCCUGCUGCUGCUCCUGCUCCUGCUCCUUCAACUGAGCCUUCUACCGAGCCUUCUGUUGGUCCUUCUGUUGGUCCUUCUGUUGGUCCUUCUGUUGGUCCUUCUGUUGGUCCUUCUGUUGGUCCUUCUGCUGGUCCUUCUGCUGUACCAUCUGGAUCUGCAAACGAACCCUCUGCUGAAACCACUUCUUCUUCUGGACCUGUUCCUACUAAUGGAUCUGUUCCCACUGCCCAGUCUUCUGCAGCCGCUGGAUCCGUUCCUGCAACUGGAUCAAUGCCAUCCGCUUCUUCUGGACCUAGUUCAGCCGGUUCUUCUGAGCCUUCAUCUUCUGCUCCUUCUGCUGAGAAUAAUCCUGUUGAUGAGCCUUCUCCUCAGGUCAACACCAAUCUCAAUUGGGAUUCUGCGAGCACACAUGUUUUGAUCGAGUUGUUCCCUGAGUACAUUGUAAAAGUCGGUGUUACUCGUACACCUCAAGCAAAGUUAAGUCUGACCAAAGCAACAGAGGAUGCUUUCAAUGCCAAUGGCGCCAUCAACGGUAGAAGAGACAUUGCAGCUAUGAAGACCAGGUGGAACAGCCUUUGCAGUACAUAUCGAACCAGAAGAGAUGCUGCCAAUGCUACUGGAAGUGCUCCUCUUCCUUAUUGGGAAUUUCACGAUUUGAUGGAGCAGGUAACAUCAAGAAUGCCAACGAUGAAUCCACCUGUUUCGUACAGUUCCCAUUCAGGAGAAACUGUGGAUAGCCGAGCACCUAGGCUAAAAAAACUUACUUUAACAGAGUAA
Mucor mucedo is the source of this 1049-nucleotide messenger RNA. RefSeq lists its product as uncharacterized. Lineage: Eukaryota; Fungi; Mucoromycota; Mucoromycetes; Mucorales; Mucoraceae. The record is from RefSeq and is a predicted model, not a curated record. Bases 171 to 1049 code for a protein of 292 amino acids. The transcript has a single exon.